Molecule: messenger RNA, 840 nt
Organism: Leguminivora glycinivorella
Lineage: Eukaryota; Metazoa; Arthropoda; Insecta; Lepidoptera; Tortricidae
Product: superoxide dismutase [Cu-Zn]-like
Exons: 1
Coding region: 142-753 (203 amino acids)
Biological process (GO): removal of superoxide radicals
Molecular function (GO): superoxide dismutase activity; copper ion binding
Source: RefSeq, a predicted model, not a curated record
CAGACUUGACAUCUCAGUGAUAAAGUAUCGAUACCAUAUUUGUUAUCACUACUCAUCCUUAUCUUUUAAAGCGCAUAUAUUAUGAUGACCAGUAUUGAAUAGUUUUUCGACAGUUUCGGUCGUUCUAGCUCUUCACCCACAAUGUUGUUUCGGUCAGGUUUAUAUGUAACUUUAAUUACUUGUUUGGCAACUGGAGUUAGUUGUCAAAGAGUAGCUAUAGCUCAUUUGGUCGCUAAUGAGAUAUCUGGGAGUGUAACAUUCACGGAAACCGAUAACGGUCUUCGCGUAACGGGUAGCAUCUCGGGACUGCCGGCGGGCCAGUACGGGUUCCACGUUCACGAGCUGGGCGACGUGACGACAUGCCUUACUACUGGAGGACACUUCAACCCUGACGAAGUCAAUCACGGUGGCAGAGACCACGAAGUGAGACAUGUAGGCGACUUCGGGAACGUGCAGUUUGUGGAAGCAAACCGAAACGGUGUUGCGACGGUUGAAUUCACGGACCACAUGGCUACGUUGCGGGGCCGCAACAAUAUCCUCGGACGUGCUUUGGUACUGCACGCGGGGACUGACGAUCUAGGAUUGGGUGGACACGAAGACUCGCUAACGACGGGCAAUGCCGGCGCGCGCGUGGCCUGUGGCGUUAUCGGCAUUGUAUCCCCUAGCGAACCCUGGGAUAACUCCGCUGUCACUACUGCACCCUCGCUGUUGUUGAUGGUUGUGGCAUUCGUGUAUUUUUUCAUGAAGCUCUAAAGACUUAAAAUAUUUGUUAAAGAUUAUCACAUCGUUGUAUGUUCAAAAUUAGUUUUUUACGCAUUAUAAAAUAUGUUUAUGAAUUUA